AGAAGAGCUUCACUCCUUCCAAAUAUAAGACCUACUCAAGGUUACUGUGUGACUGAUAUGAAGCCAUGCAGGCUAAAGAAUUCAUUCAACUUCUUGUCAAAGACUAAUUGGUUUCUGAGGGAUUUUGCAGCAAUGGCAGUCGCCAACUUCUCUCGUAUCACUGAAUUCUACCUGUUGUGCUUUCCAGGACUUCAUCCACAGUAUUAUGGGGCUGUGGGAACGUUUUUACUCUUUGUCUAUGUAACGCUGGCAAGCGGAAACAUUUUAAUCAUUUCAUUUAUUGUUUAUGAGAGAAGGCUUCAUAAACCCACCUACAUGAUCUUCUGUAAUCUUGCAGUGUGUGAUCUUUUAAUGGGAACCGUCAUUCUGCCCAGAGCAGCUGCAAAAUAUCUUGCUAAUGAAGAUUAUGUACCAUUUCAUUUAUGUUUUGUACAAAUGUUUUUUUCUCAUUACUUUGGAACAGUUAGUUCUGUUAUUUUACUAUUAAUGGCCCUGGAUCGGUUUGUUGCGGUAUGUUACCCUCUUCGAUAUCCUGCUAUAAUCACAAACCAGCAUACUGCAUAUGCGUGUACAGUGUGUUGGUUGUUUAUUUUAGGAUUUUUACCAUUAAUAACUUACCAAACUGAAAGACUUCCCUUUUGUACUAUUAAUGUAAUAAAUCAGUGUUUCUGUGAUUUCAAUUCAUUAGUUAAAAUUGGCUGUGGAGAUCAGACUGAGGUGAGGAGAAACGCUCUAGCCGUAUCCUUGUUUUUUCUUUUUGGCCCUCUAAUAUUUAUCAUAUCUUCAUACAUUGCCAUCAUCAGAUCUGUUUUCAAACUCUCAAGAGUUCAGGCCCAAUUUAAAACAUUUUCCACAUGCGCCCCUCAGCUUUCAAUUAUAUGCCUUUACUUUUUGCCUAGAUGUACUGUGCAUAUAUGUGACGUAACCACUGAAAUACCUACAGGUGUUCAGAUUAUGCUUGUUAUGUUUUACAGUAUCAUCCCGCCUGUUGUUAACCCAAUGAUUUUCUGUUUGAAAACUCAGGAAAUCAAGGCCGUCUUCAUGAAGAGAAUGAGAGGGAAAAAAGUCCAUUUUCAGCUAAAAGCAUCUGCAAACUAA
This is a messenger RNA of Labeo rohita (rohu), 1098 nucleotides long. Its product is annotated as olfactory receptor 2AT4-like. The transcript has 2 exons. Gene Ontology annotation, biological process: G protein-coupled receptor signaling pathway. NCBI's taxonomy places the organism in Eukaryota, Metazoa, Chordata, Actinopteri, Cypriniformes, Cyprinidae. The record is from RefSeq and is a predicted model, not a curated record. Gene Ontology annotation, cellular component: membrane. Gene Ontology annotation, molecular function: olfactory receptor activity; G protein-coupled receptor activity. Bases 58 to 1098 code for a protein of 346 amino acids.